AUGGAACGUUCCGGCAGACUAUUUUCUCUCGACGAUGGCUCAUCCAGCAUCAGCGCCCUACCACCGGGCCUUCCAAACUCAUACGUAAACUCAUCCGGUGACGACGUCUCCUUAAGCCUGCAGGAAGCCGCGCGAGAAGAUCCCGACUUCGCAGAUGUGGUGCUAGCGGCCGACCACUACGGCAUCCCCUCCAGGGCCGUUGACCACGUUGGUGUCGCAGCGCAGCAUGAGCCGCGACAGGUCUUUACCGUGGGUGCAGGGCUGACCUCCGAAGUCGUGCAACAUACACUUGUUGACGCGCAUCUCGACAUGAACCCUCCGCCUGUAACGUCAAGCAGCACAGUAGUGGCUCUGAAGAUGUUCCGGCCCGCUACUCACCUGCCGGCCUUGCGCGACGCAAAGGCUGCGGUGCGGCGACGGGUCUACGACGCUGUCCUCAAGGAGAUGAAAGCGCUUUGCCACCCCUUGCUGGCGACACACCCACAUAUUGUGACGCUAUUGUUUGUCGGAUGGAGCUUAAAUCACGAGUACCCGUUGCUCGCUACGGAACUUGGCGACCAUGGCUCCCUAGACUACGUCCUUCGUUCUUGGGGGCCGGGCCCAAGUGUAUUGCAGAAGCGCCAUAUCACCAUCGACAUUGCCCUCGGCCUGCAGGCUAUCCACCAGGCAGGAUUUACGCAUGGCGACCUCAAGCCAGAUAAUAUUAUUGUGUAUAGCGAUGAAGAUCCUGCGCGGGACGUGGUGGCCAAAUUGACGGAUUUCGGGGGCAGCAAUCAGAUCAGUGGACCGUUUGGGGGUGGUGCACCAACGCACUUUACUCCGAUCUGGUGUGCCCCGGAAGUUCUCGAGAGGGAGCCCGAUAUACAAUGGAAUAAAGCAGACGUGUAUUCAUACGGGCUGGUUGUGGCUAGUCUAUGGGCUGGUCCACAGGGUAGUCGGGGGAAAAGCAACGUGGAAGAGGACGAGCCACGAAGCCCAAGAUCAAGCACAAGUGUACUCCCUGGAGACACCAAGGAUGAUCUGAAAUACUUGAAGAGCUUACCGGAAGACCAUCCCGACAGUCUCAUGUCUUUCCUUGCGAAGCGACUCAGCAAGGACUCGCGGCCGACUGGUCUAGAUCCCGGUGAACUAUUCGCAAUCCUCACGCCAACAUUAAGGACAGACCCACAGCGCCGUCCUAAUACCGAGAACUUGAUGUUGAUCCUGUUAGCUUUUGCCAGAGCCACAGGGCGGACCAUCGCGCCGCUUCCCCAGCAGAAUCAGUUCCAGGCCUACGAGCCGAAACCCGUGCGAGCCGGCGUUUUCGAGCGAGAUCCUCGGUUAUUUAUCAACGCCACGGAUUACCCCGACAUCAUAAUCAAGCACGCACACCGCGCACUAGACGAAAUCAACGAGAGGAUGAAGUAUGUCCCACAGCAAGAGGACAUCCCAGACAACGUACCGGCAGACCUCUCGACAGAUGCAUUCCUUUCAAACCUGCUAACCGCGAACGAGAACAACCUCUCACGUCUAUACAAGGCGCUUGAAACCGAGCCAAAGGAUCAAUUUUGGUGUGGUAUUAUUGACUUUAUCAAAAAGGGGUAUUUAUUACAUACUAUAGGCUACUCCAGCCUGCUUUAUCUGGGAGGGAGCCCGGUGCCUGAUUUUAGAGAGCGUGGUCUUGGCUAUAUGCGGGCCUCAUCGUUAUACGGCAAUGGAAAUGGGAUAUUGUCUACAACCUUUGCCAGCGUCGGGACAGUUCACGAGGCGGGGGUUCCAGUCCGGAUGAAUCUGGCCCUACUAGCUCUCUCACAGUCGUCGUUGGGUAUCCAGCGCCUACACUCUCGCUGGCCGGAGGGGUAUGCCAUGGUUCGUAGGGUCUUUCGUGAGCGGGAGCAAAACUGCCUGCAGGAAGCAAGGGCCGUGUAUCCUGGUCUUUAUAAUAGUCCGCGGCUAGUGAAGAUAUAUAUUGCUGGUCGAGCAAUUUCAAAACCCAUCAGUCUCGGCCAUGCUUUAGAUAUCGGGGCUACCGACGUUGUCCGAGAAACUCUAUCGGGUGCGGGAACUGCUUCGCAGCAUGAUCAGCAGAAGAUAAUCAGUAGCCUAUUCCACAGACUCGGUACGGUCCCCGACGAAGAAGCCGCUGGCCUUGCUCGGAUGGUAUAUGGAAAAGGCGCCAGGCUGGAUUAUCUGCUACCAACCCCACCAGCCGAUAUUCCGACAAUGGGAUCCCCCGGAAAGCCAAGUACGCCGUUGAGCGCAGCCCUGAUGAGAGGACAGCCGAGACUCGCGUUGGAAAUCUUCUGUUUGCAUGUUGAGUUCGAUGAGCCGAUCACGCAGUUCCUGUCGGCCUUGUAUCUGGCUUUCACGAACCUGUACCGAGAGGUGGGGGAGGCGCUCCUAAGGAUCUGGCAAGACAAUCCUGCCCUGUGUGUUGAUGUGGAUGGGGCUACAGAGACGGGGUAUGUCCCAGUAAAUCUUUCACAGGUAUUAGCUACGACUGCUUUCCAGCUGGUCAGAUGUGACACGAUGAUGCUGCACGGAGGCCAACAUGAGGUUGCGUACGUCGAGACUGUAAAAUUUCUCCUGGGAGAGGGUGCAGAUCCCUCAUCGGGUGCUCCCGCCGCCACGGCCCUUGGGCGGUGCAUACUCGCCGACGACAUCACGGCGUUGAAGCUCUAUAUUGAACACAUCGAGACCCUCGCACGCAAGGCCCAUUUGGACGCUAAUGUUGCGGUUUCGGCGUCUUUGAGCGACCCCCACAACAUCACGACUGUGCAAAGGGCUGCGGUGGACGAACACAGGGGAGAUGACGAACAACUUUCGUUUGAGUUCAAGGACACCUUCACUGCACUGGCCCUUUCUAUCCGACACGGCUCGCUGCAAUGCCUCCAGUUCUUGUUGGCAAAGAGUUCCCACCUUGUCAACGUCGAGGUAGACUUUCUAGGCCAGACACUGCUGCACCGGGUAUGUCACGGCGUCGAAAGACUUGUCAUUGAAGGCGAUAGCAGCGAAGUUCCAGGCCUCGUAGGUUUGGUUGCCCGAGCCAGAUUCCCGAGCGGGCUUUCUGCCGAGUUCGUCGACCUCCUCUUGAAUGCUGGGGCAGAUAUCAUGGCGACUGAUCACCAGGGCUACACCUCCCUGUUCUGGGCGCUGCUGCGGGGUAAUAUUGCCGCCGCGGACAUCAUCGCAUCACGCUGCUCACAGGCGCAGCUCGACCACAUGCUAUCGCGCAACCCACUGACGGGCGGGUCGAUGUUCCAGGACCUCGUCGGGAUGGACGUCAGAAAGCUGAACAGCAUCAGCGGACAGCGACAGUCGAGACUAGUGCAGAGUCUGCAGUGGCUUGAGAAGCGAGACGCGGUGUACUUUUACGGGACGGAUAAUCAACCGGUGUGGGCAUUGAUCUUGUCGUCCAGGCUGCGGACGCUGCGCAAAGAUCAGCUGCUGGAUGUGGCGCUGAUGCAGUAUCUUAUUAAUCUCCCUAUGUUUGCGGAUAAGCUGCAUACGGGGCGGCAUUCAGGAUACACGGUACUGCAUGCUGCUGUCGCGCAUGGCAAUGUAGAAAUAGUUCGCUUGCUUCUUGAUAAGGGCUGUGACCCCAACUUUAUCAUGGAAGCCGCCGCGACCCAAGGAGUACAAACUUCGUAUUCCUUUUCUCCAGCAGGGGUCACGGCUCUUGACUUGAUUAUCCCGAUUUUGGUAUCUGGCAGCUCGGUGUACGGGGUUGACAAGACCAGCAAGGCAGAGUUCAGAAAAUGGCAGGACAAGAUUCUGGACAUUGCGAACCUGCUGGUUGAGAGAGGCGCCCGCGGCGAGGUAUUCGAAAGGUAUCAGACAAUGGCACGCUACGGCAACAAGGCAUUUGACAGAGUGAACGAGAGCAAGGAGGCACAAGAGUUUCCCGAACAGCUUCGAAAUCUGCAAAGACCCGCGGAGAUUCCUAGGCAACACGCUGUACCGGGAGCGUGGCCCAAGCCGUUGCUGCCCAAUGAUGAUCUACCCACGGAAGCGGACGCAACCUCGACGCUGAUGGACCCACCGGGAAAGGCUUACCUCGAUCUUGGAAUUCUUCUGGGAGCCUUCAGGGAAUUGGACGAAAGACGCCAGGGGCGGCAGCACCUUGGAAAGCAGCUUCUGCUUGCCGAGGCGUUCUAUAUAAAAGGGGCACCGGGUCAAGAUGAUGGGAUUGAUGAUGAGAGCACCAGCAGGAGGACAAUGAGCUCCAGCGAGUCACCUCGCGAGCACGCUGUGCCAAAGGAUGGUGACGAGGACGAAUUGCAGGAUACUACAACUAGGCUACAUCUCGCCGUGGAGGACGGCGAUCUGAGCGCAUUCACGGACGCAGUGGACUCCAUUGACGACGUAGAUGCAGAAGACGAGCAAGGAAAUUCCCCACUAGACCGCGCAAUCACAGCAAAUCCGAGCCAUAUCAGAACGCGGAUGAUCAGUCUCCUUCUUCAAGCGGGGGCAAAUCCUAACAGGACAACAUCGCAAAAGACCACCCCGCCACUGCAUAUCGGCAUCCUUCUGCGUGACGAUCCAGAUAUUGUGCAGAAGCUCCUCGAAGCCGGGGCAGAAGUCAAUGUGGUUAACGACCAAAUUCAGAACGCACUGAUAUUGGCUGUAGCCCUCAGACGCGAGAACACAGUGUCUGUCCUUCUCUCCGCCGGUGCAGACGCCACGCAACGAACCGUGGGAGGGCUGUCUGUAGUGCACAUCACUGUCAUGACCAAGCAGCCCAAGGUCUUAUCGCUGAUGCUAUCGUACAUGUCUAGGGAACAAGCCGAGCCGAGAUUGAAACGAAUGGUGGAUGCGGUAGCAGAGGAAGCCGAUGGCGAUAAAACUGGUGAUUGCAACAGUAAUGAUCCAGCGUCGACGCAUCGCGAAAGUCCAGAUCAAGAUCCCUGGCUGGGACGGGCGCCCCUUCACUUUGCAGCACAUGCGGGGGAUACCACGAUGAUGCGACUUCUGGUCAACGAGGGCGGAGCGGACCCGAAUGUGCGGGAUGCACAGGCAAUGACGCCACUCCACCACGCCGUGGUAGAAGCUACUGUCGAGGCGGCUGAGAUGCUGAUUGACGAGGCAGGCGCAGAUGUCAACGCCCGAAAUAUCGAGCAGGUCACACCACUAGUGUGGUGGUUUAUCAAGUACAUAUUGUCUCAGAAGAAUGCGGACAGGCGCAUGCAUGAUCUGUUACUUUCUAGAGGAGCCGAUUCGGGUGUUGUGGCAGAGUUCCAGUUCCUAGUGCGGGCUGAUGAUAAACCGGAGCUUGUCUAUCGCCAUGUCGGCAAGGGCAAGAGGCAUGAGGACAGGCGAGACGAAGUCCAGUCUUUGCGGAAGGCUUCAGGAGCCCCCUGGGUGGAACUGGAGUGGGACCCUUUGAUUGUCUUGAAAAAUGUGACCACCGCCGAGGAAUGA
This is a messenger RNA of Penicillium robsamsonii, 5400 nucleotides long. Its product is annotated as ankyrin repeat protein. The record is from RefSeq and is a predicted model, not a curated record. Gene Ontology annotation, biological process: protein phosphorylation. Gene Ontology annotation, cellular component: cytoplasm; nucleus. Gene Ontology annotation, molecular function: ATP binding; protein binding; protein kinase activity. The transcript has 3 exons. NCBI's taxonomy places the organism in Eukaryota, Fungi, Ascomycota, Eurotiomycetes, Eurotiales, Aspergillaceae. The coding region runs from base 1 to 5400 and encodes 1799 amino acids.